Messenger RNA from Sebastes umbrosus (honeycomb rockfish), 1803 nucleotides. RefSeq names its product protein phosphatase 2, regulatory subunit B'', gamma (gene ppp2r3c). Gene Ontology annotation, molecular function: calcium ion binding. The coding region runs from base 135 to 1508 and encodes 457 amino acids. The record is from RefSeq and is a predicted model, not a curated record. The transcript is spliced from 13 exons. Gene Ontology annotation, cellular component: centrosome; spindle. Gene Ontology annotation, biological process: cortical cytoskeleton organization; T cell homeostasis; B cell homeostasis. NCBI's taxonomy places the organism in Eukaryota, Metazoa, Chordata, Actinopteri, Perciformes, Sebastidae.
GUUCUGAUUCAGUCAUCAACUUGACGCUGUCCCAUUCUUUGGCCAGCUGGGCUACUUUUGUACACAAGUCUGUUUUUGACUUUUGUAAUGAAAAGGUUAUUCUGACGACAUAUUAGCGUCACUUGGGAGCAGGUAUGGCUAAAGAACAACUGCCUCAAUGGUCGGAUAUGUUGAAAAGGAGGUUAGCAAACUCUACAAAAGACGAGAGGAGCGACGAGGAACAGAAAGCAGAAGAAACAGAGCUGUUCACCAGAUAUUACACCGAGUGGAAGGGAGGAGGCGACAAAGACAAGUCCUACAAGAACAUCCCACGGUUCUACUACAGGCUACCAGCAGAGGAUGAAGUAUUACUUCAGAAACUGAGAGAGGAAUCCAGAGCCGUCUUCCUCCAGAGGAAGAGCAGAGAACUGCUGGAUAAUGAGGAACUACAGAAUCUUUGGUUUCUGCUUGAUAAGCACCAGGUGCCUCCUGUGAGUGGAGAGGAGGCCAUGAUCAGCUAUGUAGCCUACCUGCAGGUGGGGGAGAAGGCCGGGACCAAGUGCAAUAAAUUCUUCACAGCCAGAGUGUACUCCAAGCUGCUCCACAGCGACCCUUACGGCAGGAUCUCCAUCAUGCAGUUCUUUAACUACGUCAUGAGGAAAGUAUGGCUGCAUCAGACCCGGAUAGGCCUGAGUCUGUAUGAUGUAGCAGGACAGGGCCACCUCAGAGAGUCGGAUCUGGAGAACUACAUCCUGGAGCUGAUCCCCACUCUGCCUCAGCUGGAUGGACUGGAGAAGUCCUUCUACUCUUUCUACGUCUGCACCGCUGUUCGCAAGUUCUUCUUCUUCCUCGACCCCCUCCGAACAGGAAAGAUUAAAAUCCAGGAUAUAUUGGCCUGCAGUUUUCUGGACGACUUAUUGGAGUUGAGAGAUGAGGAGCUUUCUAAAGAGAGUCAGGAGUCCAACUGGUUCUCAGCCCCCUCAGCUCUCCGAGUCUACGGCCAGUACCUCAACCUGGAUAAGGAUCACAACGGCAUGUUGAGCAAAGAGGAGCUUUCACGCUACGGCACAGCUACGCUCACCUCCGUCUUCCUGGACAGAGUGUUUCAGGAGUGUCUCACCUACGAUGGAGAAAUGGACUAUAAGACCUAUCUAGACUUCGUAUUGGCGUUGGAGAACAGGAAGGAGCCAGCAGCGUUGCAGUAUAUUUUCAAACUUUUGGACAUGGACAAUCAAGGAUACCUCAAUGUCUUCUCCCUCAACUAUUUCUUCAGGGCCAUUCAGGAGCAGAUGAAACUCCACGGUCAGGAGAUGGUCACCUUCCAGGAUGUCAAGGAUGAGAUCUUUGACAUGGUGAAGCCUAAAGACCCCUACAAGAUCACUCUCCAGGACUUGGUGAACAGUUGCCAGGGUGAUACCGUCUCCAGCAUCCUGAUUGACCUCAACGGCUUCUGGACCUAUGAGAACAGAGAAGUGCUGGUUGCCAACGACAGCGACGGCAGCAACGCGGCUGACCACGAUGACACCUGAAGAUGAUUUGGGGUUGAAGCGUGGUAGAGACACUCCUGUUACCUAAAAAGUCAGUUUCACUCCCAACCGGAAAGUGUCCUGUUGAAGUCAGCACUGAACUGAACUCCUACUGCUGACUCAGCUCCCUCUGGUUAAGUUAUCUACAUUGUGAAAACUUUGAGGAAAUGAAUGAGCUGGAAGGAAGUAGGAAAGACAGAUAUCGUGUUCCUGCCUGUUAUUUUCCUUUAAAGAAGACCUAAUACACAUGUUUUUGUUAUUGAACUCUGUAAAAUAAAUGUUUCCUUUUCUGACAAUG